This is a messenger RNA of Folsomia candida, 3095 nucleotides long. RefSeq lists its product as uncharacterized. The coding region runs from base 599 to 1897 and encodes 432 amino acids. Lineage: Eukaryota; Metazoa; Arthropoda; Collembola; Entomobryomorpha; Isotomidae. The record is from RefSeq and is a predicted model, not a curated record. The transcript is spliced from 4 exons.
AAUCACUAGAGAUGUUCCGUUGGACAAUUUGAUCUCACUUUUCCACAAAUCGCCAUCAUCUCAAGCUUCUGACGAACACGAUUUAUUUUUAGAAGAGGAAUCGCUUAAUGUGGUAAAACUGGACUGGUUGGAUGAUGGAGGCAGUAAUGACGACCACAGUUAUCCUGAUAGCUCGUUUAAAAACGAUACAUCAGUUACCAUACAAGGACAGUUUAGAUUUGGGGAUAAUUUUCAUGAUUAUGAUGAGAUCGAUGACCAACAAUAUAUUGACCAGUCCCCACUUGGUGAAGUGAUUUCUAACAUUUUUCCCUUUUUAAGUCCACGCUCAAUUGAAUAUUUCCUCUCACUGUUUGAUAUGCUUAUUCUCCUCUAUUGCAACUGGAGGAUACUUACCACCAUCAAGUUUUAAGAAAAUAGAAACCAUGCAUUUCAAUUUUUUGCUAAAUAUACAUAUUUAUGUAGUUUAUACAUAUUUAAUUAUAAUUAUCAUAUAAAUAAUAUAAAAGUUCAUUUAAUCGCUGAUUUUGUUUACGUUAUUUAAUGUUAUCCAUUGAAUCUCAAGACGAAACAUUCCUCCCAACGAAAAAGAAUUCUAAGAAUGACACCCACAAAAUCUACCAAAACCAGGAUAGGUAAAUCUCUAACUUCCAUCCAGAAGAAAUUUUGGUGGCCGUUCAAACGAAAUAAAGAGUUGGUUGUUACCAAAUCACUCUCGCAUAAAAGGAAGAAUGGUUACGAGGAUGGAGGGUGGUCUAAUCUUUGCGAGGGGCACCACUGCUCAUGUGACCACUACACUGACCACUGUCAUCAUCACCAUCACCAGAACCGACCCCCCUCGACAAGCAUCGGUUAUGUUCACCAUAUCCAUCACAAUAAUCAACAGCAGCAAUUGCUCUUUUCUCCUGGUAGCGGUCGUAGUAAUCCACAAGAACGAGUCAUUGCACGUAAUACCAACCCUUCAAGGCACCCACCACAACAAUUCCCUACGUCGGCCGAAGAGAUUGCCCACGAUAAGCGAGAAGUAAACCUAAUUCGGGAAAAAAUUCGCCUCAAAGAAGAAAUCCAGCGGCUGAGAAAUUCCCAGCGAUGGAAGGAUGGCGUCAAGCAGGUGCACCACUACCACGGCCCCACCCAUCUCUACAAUCACAAUGGACCUUCGAGACGAAGAAGGAAGAAACAUCCAUCAUACCAUCACGAGGACAACUCGAGUAGUGAAGAGGACGAUGACGACGAGUUGACAAAAAAGCUCAAGCUUGCGGAAGCUCAAAAGAAAAUUGCGAAAGUUCAGUUAUUGGCAUCGCUUCUGUCCCAGUUUGGCGUGGGAGGCGCUGUCCCAGACCUGCUGCAUCAUGGAAUAUCUCAAAUUCCAAACAAUUUCCAGGCAGGAUAUCCCUUCGGCCCUUACGUGUCCUUGGGUCCCAGCCACGGUCACGACAAUCAUGGUAACCACAGACCACCACAAUCUGGUGGAAGUGGAACUAGCACAGUCCGACCUACCCAAAAUCCCACCACCACAACAAAUUCCCCUUCUACACGCCCAACAACGACAAGCCUUCCACCCACCCACCCUAAUCCAAUCACUGAUCCUCCCCAAACUACGACAACUCCCUCAAAUCAAUCUUCAAUAAUGAUUCCCACACUACCCACGAUGACUACGAUUACUUUGCCAACUAUUCCAAGUACGAAUGCUAGUACUCUGACAACGCCAAGGCUUGCACCACAACUACUGCCACCAAAUCCAGCCGUACUUCUUGCAGCUCAAAUAUUGUUGGAGGACUCUUUGGACGAGGAGGUGGAUAACAUUAACAACAAGUCUUCCGAAGAUGAUGAAUCCGGAUCUGAUGAAUUGGAUAGGAUUGCAGAAAAUCCAGCUCAGAAUGAGUACAGAGAAUAUUGAUAAAAUUAACUUUUCUAUUUAGCGAAGGUAGACUUAUGAGAAGGUCACAAAGGUGAACUAAAUAUCUUAUUUUUAUAAAUAUGUGUAUAACUGAAGGAAUGGCGCACGAUGAAUACUUGAGAUUUGUCGCAAAAGCUAAGUAUGUAUGUACUAUACAGUAAAUAAGUAAAUGAUGAAAAGUUGAUUAUCCAAAUAAAUUCAAAUGUGUUCAUAUGAAUCCACACGCAUACCACUGAUCUGAAUCACUGUUAUUAAACAAUUAUUCUCUCCUUCCUAAGUGGAUAAUAUGUUACAAUUUACUGGUUUUUGCAUGAAAAUGCUGGCAAUAUUUGAAUGAUUACUGGCUGCUUCUAUUGAUUGAUAUUUAUUGAUUAGUAAAAAUGAGAUUGGAGAUAUUUUCAGUCAAAUACAUACACAUUAAUAUUCUUGUCAAUUUCAUUUUUAUAUAUGCACAAUAAUUUCUUCAGUAAAAAGUGAAAACUAUUGAACUUGAGCUACACGCAAUAUGUAUUUGUUUAAAAUAUUGCUUUGCUCAUUGUUUACGUCGCAGUCUCGCCACGUUUAUUACCUGAUUCAAUUUCAUUCUGCAUCUCUAAUAUUCUUAGCAAAAUUGUUUUUUGCAUUCAGAUAAAUAAAAUGAAGCUAUUAAUUCUGGGAAUUUUAGCUAUCAAUUUUAUCAGCAACUCAGUGUGUUUCACAAGAUUGUGGAAAAAGCAAAGUGAAUUGGAACCACUGCCGGGGGAAUAUUUCCCUGCGAAUAACCAUUACGAUUUGAGAGGAAGCCAAACUUUAGGAGAGGAAGGACAAGAAACAGUAAAUUUCGAGGUAUGCAAUAUUUAUUAGAAUUUUUGAAUCUCCACUCGUGUAUAUUUCCUAAAUUCAGAUAACAGCAUCUCCUUACGGGCAUAACUUUGGGAGCAAAUGCUUGACCAGAGUGAUAAACAAUUAUCCUCGUACUCGCCGGGAAGAACCCUUCAUCGAGCUUAUCUUCCAACUGCUCAAUUCAGCACGGAAAAUCAUUUCAAGAGUGAUUCGACAGAUUCCCAAAGUGAUGGACGCUAUCGUCACCACGUUCUUUCAGUGGAGAGAGUUCAUCGGGCAAUAAAUGAUCACAGUAUCGGAAAUUGUAUUUAUUUUAAUUUAUAAAUUAAUUUAAUUUAAUUUAAUUGCAAUCAUUAAAAUAUGUAAUGAUUUUGAA